Molecule: messenger RNA, 1509 nt
Organism: Suhomyces tanzawaensis NRRL Y-17324
Lineage: Eukaryota; Fungi; Ascomycota; Pichiomycetes; Serinales; Debaryomycetaceae
Product: cytochrome P450
Exons: 1
Coding region: 1-1509 (502 amino acids)
Biological process (GO): ergosterol biosynthetic process
Molecular function (GO): iron ion binding; monooxygenase activity; oxidoreductase activity, acting on paired donors, with incorporation or reduction of molecular oxygen
Source: RefSeq, a predicted model, not a curated record
AUGCUCGUGCUACUUUACAUUCUCGUUGGAGCCUUUGUACUCAAUCUCGCCUGGCAGUAUUGCUACUCUUUCCGCAGAGACAGAGCUCCAUUGAUAUUCUACUGGAUCCCAUGGCUCGGAUCUGCAGUCGCCUAUGGCCUCAGGCCCUACGAGUUCUUUGAGGAAUGCAGGCAGAUCCAUGGCGACGUGUUCUCGUUCAUGCUCCUCGGCAGAAUCAUGACAGUGUAUCUCGGACCCAAAGGACACGAGUUUGUGUUCAAUGCCAAACUCAACGACGUUUCGGCUGAGGAGGCCUACAGUCACCUUACCACGCCUGCAUUUGGCAAGGGAGUGAUCUAUGACUGUCCCAAUUCGCGUCUAGUCGAGCAGAAGAAGUUUGCCAAGUUCGCGUUGACCAAAAACUCGUUUGUCACAUAUGUGGAUAAAAUCAAGCUGGAAGUGGUGGACUACUUGAAGAGCUCCAAAAAGUACGACUUGCAGAUCCUCAAGAGAGGAGUCACUAACGUGCUUGAAUCACAGAGCGAAGUCACCAUUCUCACUGCGUCGAGAUGCCUCUUGGGAGAAGAAAUGCGUUCCAAGCUUGACACUUCAUUUGCCCAACUCUACACCGACUUGGAUAAGGCCUUCGUGCCCAUUAACUUCGUAUUUCCUAACAUCCCUUUGCCCCACAACAAGAAGAGAGACCACGCUCAACGGGCCAUCUCUGGGGCUUAUAUGGACUUGAUCAAGAGUAGAAGGGAAUCCGGUGAUAUAGUAGCUGGAAGGGACCUAAUCGACUCGUUGAUGUUACAUUCAACCUACAAGGAUGGAGUGAAAAUGACAGACCAAGAAAUUGCUAACCUUUUGAUAGGUAUUCUUAUGGGUGGCCAGCAUACUUCUGCUACAACGUCAGCGUGGUUUUUGUUGCGGUUGGCCCAAAAUCCUGCAAUCCAGGAUGAAAUAUACGAGCAGAUGAAGACAGUCUUGGAUGGUGACUUGGACAACUUGAGCUACGAAAAUUUACAGAAAAUGCCUUUGAUCACCAACACCGUGAAAGAAACGUUGCGCAUGCACCAUCCACUUCACUCGACGUUCAGAAAGGUCAAAAACUCGCUUAAAGUCCCUGGCACCAACUACGUUGUUCCCAAGGGUCACUACGUACUCGUUAGUGUUGCAUACGCUAUGACCAACGAAAGAUGGUUUUCAAAUGCCAACAGGUUUGAUCCCCAUAGAUGGGAUGAAAAGAAAACAGAAGACUCAGACGAAACUGUUGACUAUGGGUUCGGAAAGGUCUCCAAGGGAGUGGCCUCUCCAUAUUUGCCAUUUGGUGGCGGUAGACACAGAUGUAUUGGUGAGCAGUUUGCACACCUUCAACUCGGGGUAAUCUUGGCAACGAUGGUGUGGAACCUCAGGUGGACACUAGAAGAGGGCAGAGGAUUACCUAGAUCCAGUUUCGAUUCAAUGGUGGUUUUGCCUGAGGCACACGGCGCUAACAUAAGCUGGGAGAAGAGAUCUACCUGUACGAUAUAA